AGUAGUCUGUCAAAGGCACCGCUUUUUACAAAGCAAUAUAAUGAAAUCCAGUUUCCUUUCCCUCUUUAACCCUUAAAGAAGACAAAAGAAAGUCGUUAGUUAAAGUUCAAAACUCGUUUUGAAGAAGAAUGGCUUUGUUUUUCCCAAACAUCAGCAAUUUCAGUGUCGACAUGGAAGCAACCCAGAGUCUUGGCAGAAAUGAGAGCCUGGCAAAAAUUGAAAUCGCGCUUUUGUCCGUAAUAUUUUUUAGCGCUUCAGUUUUAAACACCGGGCUUCUCUUGGUUCUUUGGAAGAGACGAAAGCAGGUUUCCAGAAUGCGAGUCUUCGUUCUGCACCUUUGCCUGGCAGACUUAGUGGUUGCGUUUUUUCAGAUAUGCCCUCAACUGAUAUGGGACAUUACUGACAGGUUCAUCGGUCCCGACGCGUUAUGCAGGGCCAUCAAGUACCUACAGAUUGUCGGCAUGUUUGCGUCCACAUACAUGAUUGUGGCGAUGACCAUUGACCGCUACCAGGCAAUUUGCAACCCCAUGGUUACUUUCCAAAGGAAGAGAACGCGCUGGAACGUCCCGGUAUGUGUUGCUUGGGCUAUCGCGUUGGUUGGCAGUAUUCCUCAAAUCUUCAUUUUUUCCCGGUUUGAAAUCGCACCGGGAGUGUUCGACUGCUGGGCUCAGUUCAUACAGCCCUGGGGGCUAAAGACGUACGUGACUUGGACAACUCUUGUGAUUUUUGUACUACCUAUCCUUACCGUGAUAGUGUGUCAGGUGAGAAUCUGCAGAGCCGUCCAGAUUAACCUCUACAUAAAGACGCACCAGGGAAGAGAGGCAACAGUUGCUAACCCCCUCCCCUCCAGGGCAAGCAGCGUGACAGGGGUGUCUAAAGCCAGAAUCAAGACUGUGAAGAUGACAGUGGUCAUUGUGGUCGCAUAUAUUGUCUGCUGGGCUCCAUUCUUCACUGUCCAACUCUGGUCUGUCUGGGAUGUGAACGCACCCAUAGAAACUGCUACAUUUACAAUACUGAUGUUGCUAGCCAGUCUGAACAGCUGCGCCAACCCUUGCAUCUACCUGCUAUUCAGUGGUCAGCUGCCCAAGAAACUGGUGUCUUUUCUCUGCAGAAGACAGUCUAACAUGAAGGACUCAGCGCCUGAAGAGGCUACGGUAGUCAGCACGCUGUACAUGAGCUUCAAGAGACUCUCUGACUCCAGAUAAAGAGCUCCGUUUUUUUUAAAUUCACUCCACCGAAACAACCAAGAGAAUUAAUAGAUGGGAAUCGUUUUAGGCAAGUUAUCAUUGACAUAAAGGUUGUUUAACUUUAAGGCAUUUGAGGAAUCUCAAUGUGAAGUUAUCUGAAGAGUGAAUGCUGAGGUGUGGUGGAAUACAAGAAAAAACGCGAUCAAGAAUGUGUGCCAGGAAAAAAUGUUAAAGGUACAGUAUGUUUUGUCACAAAUGAUGGAUAAGAUGGUUGUUAGAAGAUGAGGCAAAUUUAUAAACGUGAGAAAAUUUACAAACGUCAUUAUAAAGCACCUUAUGCAUUAUAUUAGUUAUAAAGCACAGUAAGAUUAAUAUUAAAUUACUUUAAAAAAUGCCAAGAUGUAUUCAAAGGUACAAAUUUAAGCCGCCUUGGAACAAUGCUCCAGGCAAACAAAUAACAAUAGUUUUAGGUUUGUGGCUAAAAACAAUUGUCCAGUUUGCUACUUUGAAGAAAUUUAACACUUCCUAGAAGAUUAUCAAUUUGAGGCUAAAUCUUCGCAUAAUUACAACAAGCAGGUUCUAUACCGAAAUCGUUUAACUCCAAAAUUCAGCAUUGGCAUUAAAAAAAAAAAUACAAACCAGUUUAUUUAUAUAUAAAAUUAUGUAUAUUAUAAUAUAUAUAUAUAAU
Messenger RNA from Lepisosteus oculatus (spotted gar), 1875 nucleotides. It is a transcript of the gene avpr2b.1, whose product is annotated as arginine vasopressin receptor 2b, tandem duplicate, 1. Lineage: Eukaryota; Metazoa; Chordata; Actinopteri; Semionotiformes; Lepisosteidae. The record is from RefSeq and is a predicted model, not a curated record. Gene Ontology annotation, biological process: cellular response to hormone stimulus; regulation of systemic arterial blood pressure by vasopressin; G protein-coupled receptor signaling pathway. Gene Ontology annotation, cellular component: plasma membrane. Gene Ontology annotation, molecular function: peptide binding; vasopressin receptor activity.